GAGUUUAGCAGAGAAGUAGGCUGAGGUAGCUAGUGGCAGUGUUUUCAGGCAGAAGUAGAUAGAUAUAGAGAGAGAAGGGAGAAGAAAAAGGAAAAGUGGUAGAAGGAGAGAGAGAUAGAGAGAGGAGAUUAUGGUGGGCUCAGGAGCAACAGAUAGGAGCAAAGAGGCUGUUGGGAUGAUGGCCCUUCAUGAGGCCCUCAGAACCGUCUGUCUCAACACUGACUGGACUUACUCUGUCUUCUGGACUAUCCGUCCCCGCCCGAGAGUUAGAGGUGGUAAUGGCUGCAAGGUUGGGGAUGACAAUGGCAGCUUGAUGUUGAUGUGGGAAGAUGGGUUUUGUCGAGCGAGAGUUUCAUCAGAUUGUCUGGAAGAAAUUGAUGGAGAAGAUCCUGUCAGAAAGGCCUUCAGCAAAAUGUCCAUUCAGCUGUAUAAUUAUGGAGAAGGGUUGAUGGGGAAGGUGGCAUCUGAUAAAUGCCACAAAUGGGUCUUCAAAGAACCCACAGAGUGUGAACCAAACAUCUCCAACUACUGGCAAAGUUCAUUUGAUGCUCUUCCUCCUGAAUGGACUGAUCAGUUUGAGUCAGGCAUUCAGACAAUUGCUGUAAUUCAAGCUGGUCACGGGCUUCUGCAGUUGGGCUCCUGCAAGAUUAUUCCUGAAGACCUGCAUUUUGUGCUAAGAAUGAGGCAUACAUUUGAAUCUCUAGGCUACCAAUCUGGUUUCUACCUCUCCCAACUCUUUUCAUCAAACCGAAACAACUCUGGAUCAUCGGUGCUGCCCUCGAAGCAGUCCCCAAUGCCAAUCCGCCCUUCUCCACCUCUCUUCAAUUGGGCUCAAAGGCCUCUUCCAUCUGCAGCAACCAUGCAGCUUCCUUCACCAAAUUUCCAAAACUCUGCUGCUAGACUUGGGUACAAUCCUCAAGCUGGUAAAGACGAGACACACAUGUUUUUGCUGCCUCAUUCGGCUGAAACACAAAUGGGAGGAGACAUGAUGGGAGGCGGAGGAGGAGGAGGAGGAGGAGGAGGAGGAGAGCAUGAAGGUGACAUCAAAUGGCCUAAUGGAUUGUCCUUCUUCAAUGCACUCACGGGGCGGUCUGAUGAUGCAAAGCUUUUGUUCAAUCCGGAGAGCUUGGCAAACAAAGGCGGGGAUGAAAAUCACCACCACAACAACCCGAAUGCAAAUUCAGACCACAAUGAGUUUUUAAGCGUGGACUGCCAUCCGGAUAGUAGCGUAAGGAAGCACAUGGAAAACAAGUACAGGAGGAGCUUUACUUUGCCUGCAAGGAUGGCUUCGUCAUCUUCGAAUUCGGUUGAUCACCAUCAGCACCAACCUGUCGGGUAUCGAAACGCGGAAGCUGGUAUGUACUCUGAUGUCAUGGAGACAUUCUUGGAGUGAAAUGGGGAGGGCUGUUUUAAAGAAAGGAACGAUGGGGAAGAGUUGUAUGUCGGCAAAGCUUUCGAGCUCCUUUGCUGCUUAUACUUCUGUGCUUUUAUUUCAUGCUCUUAGCUCUUUAUAUCUUUUGUUUUUUUUUUUGUUCAAUCACUUAGUGAGACUUAAUUAGUGAAAAUUUGCAUGUAGUUCAUCCCAUGAAGAGUUUUCCUCAA
Pyrus x bretschneideri (Chinese white pear) is the source of this 1602-nucleotide messenger RNA. Its product is annotated as protein RICE SALT SENSITIVE 3-like. Lineage: Eukaryota; Viridiplantae; Streptophyta; Magnoliopsida; Rosales; Rosaceae. The record is from RefSeq and is a predicted model, not a curated record. The coding region runs from base 131 to 1393 and encodes 420 amino acids. The transcript has 7 exons.